AUGAGGCCCAUGCGCGACCUCGUUCGACUCGCCAAGGCAGGCGACCUCCGCCAAGUGAGAGAGAUGCUGGCUCGUGCAAAUCCACGUGAGGUAGCAACCCUCGGCACAGAAGCCUUGCACGCGGCAUGUUCAGAGGGGCAUCAGGAGAUCGUAAAAAUGCUAUGCGCAGCCAAGACGAAGCUGAAUGCCAAAGAUCAAAAUGGCUUGACUCCUCUGCACGUAGCAGCCUUUCGAGGCGAUGAUGCCGUGGUGCAGAUCCUCUGCAAGGCCAAAGCAGAUGUGCAUGCAGUGGAUGAAGAGGGCUGGACUCCACUUUAUGUCGUUGCAUCGUUCAGUGGUCAGGUCGACGUGGCACGAAGCCUUUUGCGUGCGAAGUCAGAUGUCAAGUUCAAGACCGCCAACGGCACGAGUGUGGUUGCAGCCGCACAGCAGAAAGGCUUCGGCGAUCUGCUACAGCUGCUGAAGUCCGAGUCAAAAGCUUCAUGA
Messenger RNA from Symbiodinium sp. CCMP2456, 486 nucleotides. Lineage: Eukaryota; Dinophyceae; Suessiales; Symbiodiniaceae. The record is from the annotation of a GenBank genome assembly.